Molecule: messenger RNA, 7522 nt
Organism: Myxocyprinus asiaticus (Chinese sucker)
Lineage: Eukaryota; Metazoa; Chordata; Actinopteri; Cypriniformes; Catostomidae
Product: rho guanine nucleotide exchange factor 10-like protein
Exons: 27
Coding region: 234-4070 (1278 amino acids)
Biological process (GO): actin cytoskeleton organization; SREBP signaling pathway; positive regulation of stress fiber assembly
Cellular component (GO): cytosol
Molecular function (GO): guanyl-nucleotide exchange factor activity; protein binding
Source: RefSeq, a predicted model, not a curated record
GAGGAGGAACUUGCUGGUUGUGGGAAAUUAAACAGCACAGUGUAUUUACCACCCUCUCAGAGGCCUCAGCUCAGCAGCGGGAGGAGGUGGCGUUUGAACGGAGGAUGAGGAUGUGUUCAAGCAGGCAGCUGAUUUCAUAGCAGGAAGUACAUGGGAGGUUGUUGGGAUUAAAGUCCCACUCGGGAGGUGCUGAAGCUUUCCUGUGGAAGUACUAUUGAGGACAAAAAGAGCCUAUGUCCACAGCUGUAUCUCGUCAACAGCAGGAGAAUGUGGAGGAAGAGGAAGAGCAAGGGGAGAAAUUUAAGUUUGAACAUAAUGUGGAGGUUGGCCAACAAAAGGCCAUAGCUGCAUCCAAAGAAAAUGAGAUUACGGCAGACUCAGUCAAACACAUUGAAUUUCAGACACAUUCAAGCAAAUUGGAUGCAACUCUGGAAAAAGAUACAGAUUUAUCUCAAGGCAUCAUGUCUGGUUCCCCUGCUGGCCAAGAGUGUACCAGUACUCUCAGUGCAGGUGAGCCAUCAACCAACAUUAAGAGAGAUCAAGCCUCCACAGACUUGGCUGCAUCACCAAAAGACUUAAACGAAGAGGAAGGUCAGACAGCGAAUUGCACUGAGGUGAAGACAGAGAAGCAAACAUGCACUGUUGAACCUAGUAUUGGAACUGAGGAAAACAGACACAGCCCAGUGCAAAAUGCUGAAGGUGAGGGCUCUGCUGAGUCGGAACGCCAGACGGCUAGUGAGGAGGUGAUCUAUGACGACGUCCCCUGUGAAGAUCUGUCUCCAGGAGAAGCUGACUUGAUCUAUGAGGACGUUCAGAGAGAAGGGGGGCUGCAAGGGCCCAAUAACGACUGGAGCUCAAGUGAGUUUGAAAGCUAUGAUGAGCAGUCCGACUCUGAGAGGGCACCAACCCGCAGCAAGCUCUCCCCUGAUGUGCGAAGACUGAGAGAAUGUUACACCAGGACCAAACAGGAGCUAGCCAUGAGACUGGGGGGCAGACAUCAGGUCCAUCAGCUGAUGCGUGCGGCACGUAGCGGAACGAAAGAUGGCCUGGAGAAGACCAAAUCUGCCGUCAUGAGAAAGGUCUCAUUUCUACAUAAAAAGGACCACUCAGAAGACAUUGAGGAUGAUACAGGGUAUUUGGAUGUCAUGGUAUCAGAGGCAAAACACCCACCUGCACAAAUGGGACCAAUGCCAGAUGGACUUAGUAGCCAACAGAUUGUCCGACGCCAUAUUCUGGGCUCAAUUGUGCAGAGUGAGAGGAGUUACCUGGACUCUCUAAAACGGAUUCUACAGGAAUACCAGCGACCUUUGAUGGAGGCGGAGCCUCGGAUCCUCAGCAUCAGGAAAAUACGGCCUAUUUUCUUCCGUCUGUGGGAAAUCAUGCAGUGCCACUCGAUGUUCCAGAUUGCCCUGGCAUCCCGGGUGGCCGAAUGGGAUACAAGUGAAAAAAUCGGGGACCUCUUUGUAGCUUCAUUCUCCAAGUCCAUGGUGCUGGACGUAUAUAGUGAGUACGUCAAUAACUUUACCAAUGCCAUGGCCCUGAUUAAGAAAGCCUGUAUGUCUAAGCCAGCAUUUCUGGAGUUCCUCAAGAAAAAGCAGGCGUCCAGCAUUGAUCGCAUAACACUCUAUGGUCUGAUGGUGAAGCCUAUUCAGCGUUUUCCUCAGUUCAUCCUUCUUCUGCAGGACAUGCUGAAGAACACUCCCACUGGCCAUGUGGACAGGCUACCCUUGCAGCUCGCUCUGACUGAAUUGGAGACCCUUGCUGAGAAACUGAAUGAGCAGAAAAGGGUGGCUGAUCAAAUCACCGAGACGCAGCAGCUGGCUCGCUGUGUCAGUGACCGCUCUCUCAGCAAGUUGCUGAACUCUGAGCAGGGCUCUUUGAUCCUGUGCGAGACGUUGAUUGAGACGGUAUACGGCGAGCGAGGACAGGUCCUCAAGUCUAAGGAGCGGAAAGUCUUUCUCUUCAGUGACAUGCUCAUUUGUGCCAACAUCAACGUCAAGGGCCCCCCUGACAUUAGCAGUCUGGUGCCGGUGGGGCCCAAGUACACCAUGAAGUGGAGUGCCCCCCUGCAGCAGGUCCAGGUAGUUGAGGUGGGCCAAGAGGGCUCCCAACGCAAGGACAUGCUCUAUCAGCUUGGAGGCAUUAAGCGUCCGGGUGGCUCUUCGGGAGCAGGAAAUAUCAUUCUGGGUCCACCCCGUCUGUAUCAGGAACUGCAGGAGUUGCAGCAUGACCUGUCAGUGGUGGAACAGGUCACCCUGCUGGUGGGGACUUUACAGGGAACUUACCAGAAUCUAAACACCACGGUAGCACAGGACUGGUGUUUAGCUCUGCAAAGGCUCAUUCGCAUCAAAGAAGACCAAAUUCAGAGUGCCAACAAGUGCCGUUUGCGAUUGCAAGUCCCUGACAGACCAGACAAGUCUGGGCGUCCUGUUAGUUUUACGGUGGUCUUCAACACUCCAAGCCCCCUCAGCAAGAUCUCCUGGGUCAACCGGUUCCACCUGGCCAAGAUAGCAUUAAGGGAGGAGAACACACCAGGUUGGCUCUCUGCAGAGGAUGAUGGGAAAACAAGGGCUCCAUUACGGUGUCCACUCCUGGCGUGUCGCAUGCCUGUCUUCACCUCCAAAGCCCCUGAAUGGAAGCUGGAGGCUGCUCUUCAUAAUCCCGUCCAGUGUGCUUUACUUGGUGUCUCGGCGGCAAGCACUUCGCUUCCACAAGGCUAUCUCUGGGUAGCCAGUGGAGGUGAUUGCACUCAAGGCCAGGUGGACAUCUUCUCCCUGAACAGACCCACACCUCGGCCCGUAAAAACGAUCCAGAUGGGAGCUCAAGUGCGGUGUCUGGAAUACGUGCCUGAGCCCAUCCCUUCAGAGGAUGCUGAAACCAGUCCGUACAACCCCACUGGAUUUGGAAACACUAUCUGUGCCGGUCUCGAUGAUGGCAGCAUCCUGGUCUAUGGCAGUAUGGACACGGCUGCCCAGUGUCUCUUGACUCUCCCUAACCCCAAAGGCUGUCCAGUUCUGUGUCUCAAACACUCUGGGAACUUCCUGUUUUCUGGCUUGCGGGACGGAACACUGAUGGUAUACGAAAGACAUCGUGGAGGGGAACUGUGGAACCCAGACUCUUGCAGAAAACUAACAAUUGGUCCAGAUCCUCUGAGGACGUUACUUGCCUUAGAAAACUCUGUCUGGGCAAGCUGUGCUAACACAGUUACUGUAGUUGUCAUCUCAAGCUUGUCCACUCAGAGAUUUGAGGUCCAUCAGGACCCAAUGAUGAGCGUGGCCCACAUGGUGCGAGCUGGAGGGGGCGUAUGGAUGGCAUUCUCAGAAGGUUCCUCUAUACGCCUGUUCCAUACUGAAACCCUGGAGCACCUGCAGGAGAUCAACAUUUCCACACCAUCCUCCUUUUACAACCCCAGUCAAAAGAGCAUGAGAGUUACCAGCCUGCUGAUCUCCCAGGGACUGCUGUGGGUGGGCACUGCCCAGGGCAUUAUCAUCACCCUGCCUGUGCCCAAGCUGGAGGGCAUCCCCAAAAUUACAGGUAAGGGGAUGACGUCACUUAAUGCACACUGUGGACCUGUGGAUUUCUUAGUUGCCCUGUCCAGCACUCUGUCUCCUGAUCUCUUAAAGCGAGACUCUGUGGUGGAAGGGCAUGAUUCGGCCUGUGGCGUGGAGGACCAUAGUGACUCUUCUUCUCAGGAAUCUCUGCAGCAGCCCAGUAUUUCCGUCCAUGGGGAUGGCAAAGGGAAGGGACGGGGAGUGUUGCUACAAUACCGCCUCCGCUCCACCACAGGGUUACCUGGGCAACCAUUAACUGCACGAGGAGGCGAAGCCUCAGACUCCUCUUUAGAAUCUUUGGAACACAGCAUGGAGGACGGCUCUAUUUACGAACUCAGCGACGACCCGGACAUGUGGGUCAAGGGGCGGCCCUGUGAGCGGGAGGGGGCGAGAAGGGACAGGGUUACCUCAGUAGCAGUUAUCUCGGGGGGGAAGGGCUUUCGACGACUGAGGGAAGGCUCGAUGGGGGCCAUUACAGAAAGCACCCUUAUGAUCUGGCAGCUUCCACUUACGGUUUGAGCUGGAAUAAUGUUAGGGUUGGGCAAAAUUCAGAAUUAAGUUCUUGAGUUGGAAUUUGCACAGGAUGUUGAAAGGGAAUGACAGGAAGAGAAACCACUGAAUUGCUAUUCAAAGAAAUUCAGCAGUCAUACAACAUUUUUUGCGGCGAAAUUAUUUAACCAAUUAUGCCCAUUUAUUAUGGAGAGCCAAAUUUCUCACAACAACAUCAUUAAAUAAAUAUUUAAAUAAAUCAAUAAAUACAUCAUGAAAUUGCUAAUAUAUAUAUAUAUAUAUAUAUAUAUAUAUAUAUAUAUAUAUAUAAAAAAUAAAAUAAAAAACAUUAUAACAUUGAUAAUGAAAUUAAUAUGUAAUUAGCCACUGGCUGGUAAAUGUUCAGAUUUCACUCACCAGUAAUUCAGUAGUAUAAUUGCAAAGAAGUUCAGCACCGAGAUCCUUUCACUGCAUGUUGAGAGUAAAAGUUGGAGUUUGGUUAAUUCUAUGUAAUGUGUGUCCAAAGACAAGAUCCACACAAUCCAUUUGUCAUUGAAUAGUGACUCUCUUAUUAUUCUCUGUGUUCUAUACAGUCAGUUUUUGAUCAAAAACAACAAAAAACAAACAUUUAAUUGUAAUCAUGCAUAGCACGAAUGCUGUAAAGAACCAUUAAUGUGGUUAAUGUGCACAACCAAAACACUUCUGUGAGACGCUCGCUGAACUGCCACUAUUCUUAAAGAGACAGUACUGUUUUAGCAUGUGUUCUAUAGUACAAAUUAAUGUAAAUACUAAUAAAUAUUACAGAUUAUGCUUGUAAACAACAAACAUGCUCUCAUGUUUUUUUUUUAAGAUUUAAGUAUUUUAUUUUUGUAACAGAAUUCAACAAAUAAUGUAUUUGAGUAAUCUUUAACAAAAUAAAAUAAAUAAACUAAAAUAUAUACAUUUUUAUUCAUGUAAUUUUGUUAAAAUUUACACAAUUCAAUUUGAUGGAAUUUUGUUAUGAAAUUGAAGUAAGUAAAUCUUAAAAUAUUUUGAGUGUGUAACAAAUAUAUAUGCAAUUUCAAGACAUUCAAUUUAUUUAUGGAAUACAUGGAAUUUGUUCAUUUUUAAAAAGCUAAGAUGUGACCAAAAUUAAGAAAAACUGAUGAUAAAUGUAAAAUUAAUAUCUUCAUAAUGCAUUAGCUGAGAGAAAAUGUCUUCAAAAUUGGCAUUAAAACUUCAGUGUACUCAUACUGUAUAAAUCAGGUAUGAAUCUAAUCGAAAUCAGAAUCAAAUCGAGAGCUUGUGAUUUAGAAUCAGGUAUAAAUAAAAAUCAGAAUCAAAUCAAGAGCUUGCGAAUCAGAAUCGACUCAAAUUGGGAAAUCUGUAUCAAUACACAGCCCUGCUCAAAGUUCUGUCCAUUUUUUAUUCAUUUAAUGGUUUAAUUCUGAGUAAUUCAGCCCUCUAUAAUUUAUUCACUGAUAUGUAGAUUUAUUUUUUUUUAUUUUUUAUAUGAUUUAUGAUUAGAUAUUUCUCUAGUUAAGUUUUCGCAAAACAAUUAACAUCAAAACAGAUUCUAAUUUGCCAUACAGCACCACUAAAUGUCAACAACAUUUCAGUUAAAAAUAAAUGUUGACAUUAAAAUUUUGGAUAAUUUAGAGCAAGUUUUCUUUGCCCACAGUCCAUAAAAUGAAAGGUAAUUUAUUUAAUAUAAUAAAAUUGAUUUGUAUAAAUUAAAAACAAAAUUAUGGAAGUGGCAUUUAAAAUAUUGAUUAAUAAUAUCAGCUAAUCUCUCUGGCAGCACCCCAUAUUUUGCAUGUACAAUAACAUGUUAACAGGUAAAUCAUACUGGAAAAUGAAAAGUAUUUGUAAAGACUACAUUCACAGAAAUUUCUUUGAAUGUCAUUCCAUUUCAUUUCUACUUCCUUAAAGUUACAAUUAUGCAUCCUGUUUGCUACCUCAGUUCAAAUUCAGGAAUUGAUUUGGAAUUUAAAAUGUAUUCUGUAUUCAAUUCUAAAUGGUGCACAACCCUGGUUAACUGGCCAUGUGUGGUACAAAAUGUGAGGCUCAGGACUCCUCAGUUAUUUUAUUUUAUUUUUUUCCUCAGAAGAGGAAUAUCUCCUUUAAUAUGAGUUGUGUGUUAAUGUUGGGAUCUCAAGAAAUCAAGGUCCUCCAGUCAUCAGAAUGCAAACGAUGAGAAUAUUCUGUGGCCAAAAUGCUUCCAGUGAUAAACCCACCUUUAAUUCUGCUGCAUCCUCUAUAUUACAUGUACCUGUACCAGGACAGUGUUUCCUACCAGUCGAGAAUCCUUAUCCAUGUGUUUAACGUCUCAGACAGCAGACUUCACCGUAAUCAGGGGCUAAACUAUUCAAACAAAAUGUUUCCUUAAGGGCCCGAGUCAGGUCAAACUUAAGUGAAUAAAUUACUUUCGAAUUUACUACGUCACAGAGCUGCUGAGAGGUCUUUUUAUUCCCCGGUGUCAAAGAAAUCAAAUCAGUGGAAAGUGAAAAGCAAAGUGAAAGGGAUUUCCACGCAUCUGUGCAGUCGCUCAGAGAUUUCUCUCACCCCUGAACUCUUGAUAAUGUGAACACACAAUUCUGUGUUGAAAAUCAAGUCUGUGCAGGUCAGUGCGCUGUGUGUGUUAAAAGCUUGUUUAAAGAUUUCAAAAUGCUUGACAGGGCCCAAAUUUCUAUGAUGGAGUAAAGCCCAAUUAAAGCUCUUUUUAGUGGACACAUUUUUUCUUUAUAAACAUGAACUGAAUUGUUUUCACCAUAUGGCAGUCAUUUGAAGUGUCUGCUUAAGUCACUAUUACUUAACAGGCAGAUUCAUCAGCAUCUGGUACUGUAGGGGAAAGAGACAAGCACCACUAAUUGCAGAAAAGUUGUGGAUCUUGUUGUUCAUUUGGUCUCAUUGAAGAGGUAUUCACUGCUGAUAUGUGUGUAAUAUUGAAAUUCCAACUGCAAUCUACUAUUGCUUUUCCAGAAUGGAUUAACUUACAUUACUGAUUUGCUGUUUGUUAACAGCUUUGAAGGCAGUGCUAAAUAUCAGAAAUUGAAAUCCAGGUAUAGCUACUGAUUGAGAAAUAGCUACUGAAUAAUAUAGUUAAGUGUUUUAGUUUUCCACCCCUCAACGCUGUUGUCUUUAUCUGUUUUUCACACCAUGCAACAUUAUGAAUAUACAAAAUGUAUAAUUUGCCCUGGUACUACAAACUUUUGUUUGCAUUAUAAAAGAUACUGUAUAAAACAUUUAUGAAGGCCAUAAUAUCCCACUUAAUUUAACAACUGUAGUUGUCAUUGUUUGAAUAUGAAAUUGUAAGAUGUAAAUGAAUUCAGUUUAACACGAAUAAUAAAAAUGUAGCAUUAUCUAUCUAUACAAAGUAACCAUUUGAAGUUUCAAUUUAUGCCCAGAAUGCACUGAUUAUUUUAGAUUUUCUUUUUGUGUGUGCGCUAAUAAAACACAAUUUGUUAAUUCACUGUUACUAGAAUAAAUACAUUUUAAGUCUA